Molecule: messenger RNA, 861 nt
Organism: Adineta ricciae
Lineage: Eukaryota; Metazoa; Rotifera; Eurotatoria; Adinetida; Adinetidae
Source: the annotation of a GenBank genome assembly
AUGCGUCUUUCAAUUGGAUUUGUUUUCCUUGUCGUCGCCAUCGCCUUUGCACAAAGCAAACCUGUUCACAAUGGACUCGCUGAUUUCAGUUCAAUCGCUAAUCAAUUUGCUUCCCAAAAUAAUGUACCAAAUCAAUUCGUACCCAGUAAUGUCCAAGCAAUUCUUGCACAAAUCGCACAAUUUCUUGCCCCCUUCAAGCCAUCUGCUAAUGGUGCUCGUACAGCUUCAGCUCUUGUAUCAUCAGGUGAAGAUCAGUCCAUCGAAGCUUUAAUCAAUCAACUCGCUCAAGAAAUUGAGAAUGAUCACAAUAAUGCAUUAGCGGCUCACGAGCAAAUCACUGCUGCUGCUCAACAAAUAUUCGAUGCUAUUCAUGCAAGUUUCGGAAGUCGUCGCUCUAUUGCAUCAGGUGAAGAUCAGUCCAUCGAAGCUCUAAUCAAUCAACUCGCUCAAGAAAUUGAGAAUGAUCACAAUAAUGCAUUAGCGGCUCACGAGCAAAUCACUGCUGCUGCUCAACAAAUAUUCGAUGCUAUUCAUGCAAGUUUCGGAAGUCGUCGCUCUAUUGCAUCAGGUGAAGAUCAGUCCAUCGAAGCUCUAAUCAAUCAACUCGCUCAAGAAAUUGAGAAUGAUCACAAUAAUGCAUUAGCAGCUCACGAGCAAAUCACUGCUGCUGCUCAACAAAUAUUCGAUGCUAUUCAUGCAAGUUUCGGAAGUCGUCGCGGCGUUCGAUCGGCUCAAAUCCAAUCCGUCGUCACUUUAGCUAAUCAACUCGCUCAGCAAGUUGCCAGUGGUCAAAUUAGUGCAGUUGACGCUCAACAGCAAAUUACUGCAGCUGUUCAACAAGUUUUUGGCUCAAAUAACUAA